UUUGAGUUAUCGGUGAGCAGAGUCUUAUCAAAUAUUUUAUGAUUAAAAGAUUUUAUUAAAUAAUCUUGAAUACAAAUCAUUAGUUAAAUGUUUCAUCACUAUGGUUAAGCACAGGAAGACGAAUGUUCUACAUAAACAUGGUAAUAAUAACGAGUCAGGUUCGAGUUCGGCUGCCAGCGAGAGUUCUAACGCUAGAGAUACAUUUCACUGGUUUUCUAUAUGGAAGACCGUUUUAGGAGUUAUCUGUUUUCUCAUAGCUGUGUACGUGGGCACUUUAGGUUACCUGGAGACGAGAGUCAACACUCCACUUGAUGAUGAAAAGGCAGUUCAACAAACAGGACUCUCAGUACCAGACAGGUAUUGGGGUACAUACCGUCCUGGAGUAUAUUUCGGAGUCAAGAGCCGAGAACCACGGUCCCCAGUGUUUGGGAUUAUGUGGUACGAACUUGCUGCAGCAGCCCAUAAGGGGAUACGGCAUUGGUGUGAGCAGAAUGAUAACCUACCUACUUAUGGGUGGUUGAGACAUGACGGAGUCAACUUUGGUGAACAGAUUGUAUCAGAUCCACCCCAUGAUAUACACACCUCCUUCAUUAAGUCGUCUGGUGGGGAGUACGGAGGACAAUGGACAGCACGAAUUAAUAUUACAGCUACGGGCAAAGAAAACACCCCCAUCGUUUUGAUUUGGUACGGUGCAUUGGACGAAUCGUUGGGAGCUGAUGAACAUUCGAUACUGUGGGCCGAGUAUGGGGCCAUAAGGGGCCACACGCCUGCAAUUGGCAACUUCAAAGUUCACUUAUUACCUUAUUCUGGUAAGCUUAUCCAUACUUCGUAUUCAGAAGCUCACUGCUCAGGACUCCAUCUUCUCAAAGAGAAGUUCUACUCGUUAUUAAAAGUCGAGAAACAUCCACACUUUGGUCGGUUAGCUGUAUUAGGACAAGAUGAUGAGCUCAAUGAGAAGGACAAAGGUAUUAACUUCGUUCCAAUACAAAUGUUGAUAGAGACGCCGUUUGUGCUUGAUGUCGUAUACUCUACUGAGGAUUUUCCCGCUCCUCCGCUGAAAGGUGAUGAAUACUCAAAAGCAUUGGACAAUUACAGGAAGGAGUUUGAUGAGAAAUUCGAAAAUGAGUUCAAGUUGAAGGAGAAAGGAUAUUCAGACGAAGACGUCACGAUAGCAAAGGCUGCGAUGUCCAACAUGAUUGGUGGUAUCGGCUAUUUCUACGGAGCGAGUCGAGUGCAGUCGCAGUACACCAAGGAGCCGGUUCCGUACUGGCGGGCGCCGCUGUAUACAGCUGUACCAAGCAGAUCAUUCUUCCCCCGAGGCUUCCUCUGGGACGAGGGUUUCCACGGGUUGCUGAUAGGGAAGUGGUCUCCAGAAAUUCAACUGGAUAUAGCAGCUCACUGGCUGGACCUCAUCAAUGUCGAGGGUUGGAUACCACGUGAGCAAAUCUUAGGAGCGGAGGCGUUGGCAAGAGUCCCCAAGGAGUUCGUAGUGCAAAGUAACGCGGCUGCAAACCCGCCGAUGUUGCUGCUGCAGAUAGCGAGGCUCGUUCGGACCAAGCCGCAGAUGUUUGAACACCGCUUCGCGAGCAGACACACCCUCGACCGCAUGUUUCCGAGAUUACAGGCGUGGUACCAGUGGUUCCAGACAACCCAGAAAGGGGAAGAGCUCACGUCAUACAGGUGGCGUGGUAGGGAAGACGACGGCUUGCAGCUGAAUCCUAAGACUUUGACGUCGGGCCUGGAUGACUAUCCAAGGGCGUCCCAUCCGUCGGAUAUAGAACGCCACGUGGACCUGCGUUGCUGGAUGUACGCGGCUGCGGACGCGAUGGCCACCAUCGCAAGGGUGCUCGAGCGGGACACUGAGAAAUUCGAAGCGGUGCGUGAUCAGCUCGGCGAUGAAGAUCUAUUGAACGAGCUGCACUGGUCGUCGCAUACGCAGACAUAUGCCGAUUACGGUUUACACACGGACGGCGUUCGAUUCGUCAAACAACAUGGCAAGAACCAGCAGGAAGGCGCCAAAGUGGUUCGGAGCGUGACAAUCGCUCCACAACCAAGAUUGGUGACGUCCGCGUUCGGCUACGUAUCACUGUUCCCGAUGCUCUUGAAGGUCUUGAAGCCGGAGAGCGAGAAGUUGGGUAAAAUAUUGGAGAUGCUGGACAAACCGGAGCUAUUGUGGUCACCUUAUGGAUUAAGGUCGCUGUCGAAGCUGUCCCCGCUGUACAUGCGGCGCAACACGGAGCACGACCCGCCGUACUGGCGCGGCCAGGUGUGGGUCAACAUCAACUACCUGGCGCUGUCCGCGCUGCACCACUACGGCCGCGCCGCCGGCCCGCACGCGCAGCGCGCGCGGGACCUGCACCGCCGCCUGCGGGACAACCUCGUCGGUAACAUACUGUCGGAGUACAAACGAACGGGCUACCUCUGGGAACAGUACUCCGGGGAAGACGGACACGGCAGCGGCUGCAAACCGUUCAGCGGCUGGACGGCCCUGGUGACACUUAUCAUGGCGGAUGAGUAUCAAUUGUAAAUAUCAAUAACGAAUUGAAAGCCAAAAUGAGCUUCGAUCCAAUCAUUAUUCUUACUACGGGUAACCAUCAUAUGGUAUUUUAUAAAUAAUCAUAAUGUUGAUAGUGUGUAUUGGGCCUAAUGUUUUGUCUCUUUCUUACCUAUAUCUCACGUAACGUGGAAGUGACACGACAGUUAUUUAUAAAGGUUUUUAGAGACGGUAACUUUGGAUCGAGGUUAAAAAAAAAUGUGAAUAAAUUGUUGUGAAUUUAGCGUUAGGUAUAAAUGUAGUUUUCCCCUUACUGGUUGUCACGGUAGUCAUUCAAUAAGUCAAUGAGUUAUUCUGCCUAAACAAAGUUAUACAUUUGUAGAAGAUAUCAAAAUAUAUGAAAAUGACACGUGCUUAUAAAAGUCACGUGAUCACGUCGAUAAGGAAAUGACGUAGAUAUUUGUAUUGUAAUGUGUUUGACUUUCUUAAAGGGUCAUACAGGAUGAUAGAUUAAGCAACUUUGACAAGCGACUUCAAUUUUGUUCCUAUUAUUUUACUGGCGGGCGGUUUUACUAACAAUUUGUCACUUUGUCCAAAUCGAAUCGAAGCGUGAUUUUUACCGUUUAUCCGUUUUCCCUUUUAUUUUAUCUAAUUGAAUUAUCGACUAUUGUCAUAAAAGUUAACAGUUAAGUUUGGUUUUCACAUAACGGUAUAUGUAAACAUCAUAUCGGUUCGGUUCCGACCCGAAUAAAUAUAGAAUAUGCAAAGUUGGAUUGGAAUCGAAUCGGGAACGAAUCGUAAUCGAUCGAUUAGUAGAAUUCGUCCCUGGUCUGUCUAUCAUUUGUUAAGGCUAUGUAUAAAUCGCUAAAGUAAGCGAAGUUUAAAUAUUUGAUAAUUGAAGACUAAAUAGAAGAAACAAAAAAAAAAGUUGAAAGAUUUAAAAUUAAUUACCAGUUUCGUUUUUGAGUUGAUCACUUGUCGGUACAUAUCAAUUGUCAAUAAUCUGGAUGUUGAUAGUGUGUGUUGACCCUUAUGUUGUGUCUCUUUCUAACAAUAGAACCGGAGAGAAAGAACCAUAGUAAAUAAGCUAUUCAUCCAUAGCUCUUAAAGUUUUUAUACACAAUUCGAAAGAAUUAAAAAUUUAUUUUAUUUAUUUAUUAAUCCUUUAUUGCACACAAUUUACAAACAUAAGAUAAACAAUAGAACGAGUAGUACAUAUAUUAUGCAAAGGCGGCUUUAUCACUUACAUACAGAGAAAUGUUUAUGUAAAAAUGUGACAGCAACUCAUCCACUUAUAUCUUCAAAUAUAUUGUUUGUAUUCUAUAUACAUUCGCUGUCUAUGUAAACAAGAAGUAUAUACGCUAUACAGGUAUUUAUUAGACGUCUGUGUGUGUAAUGUUCUGUUCUGUGCAACGCAGAUUGUAACUGUGUGCGUUAUUGAAGUUACUUUUUAGGUGAGGAGACAAAAUAUUUAUCAAUCUUAAAGGUAAGUUGAUGAUUGUAUCGAAUAUAAUGCGUGUGAAAUGGAAGCGCCAUGUUGUUUUAUACAAAGGAAUUGGGUAUGGUUGUAAAAAAGUAAAUAAGGCCUAACAGCAAAAUGAUAUAACUUAGUAUUGUUUAAAAAAAAAUCUUUUUUUUUGUUGACAGUACAAAUUGAAGUACUUACGGUCGAAAUGAGUAAUCUAAAACAUCUAGACAAUAUACAUAUACUGGCAUCGAGGAAAUGCACAAAAUACAUUAACACACAUAAUUAUAUAUAUUACACGCACACAAACAACGCACACUACACACACCUACACGUGAAUUACAAGACGAUCUCAGAUUACAUAAGGUAUUAAGUGCCAAGUUAUCUUUCGCGGUUUAAAUUCCUAACAGAGUUUAAUAUUAGUUGUAUUUUUCUAAUAUUUUUAUUCAUUUAAUAAAAAGUAUUCAAAUUAAAUGUUUUUAUCGUGAUUAAAUUUUUUAAAUGUUUAAUGUUUCUUUUAAAUAAUAAUAUGUGACAAUUCGUAAUUAUAAUAAACAAUUAAAACAAAAUAUAAUGGUUUCAAAUCUAAAAUUGUCAAUUAUUAAAUUGUAAAAUUCGCGGCGUAACUUAAGAUUGAAGCGAAAUAUUAAUGUAAUGGCGUGAACAUCACAUUCCAAAAUGACAUUAUACCAUAAUAUACAAAUAUUAAUAUAUAUAUAUAUAUUUUUGACUAUA
Molecule: messenger RNA, 4694 nt
Organism: Nymphalis io (European peacock)
Lineage: Eukaryota; Metazoa; Arthropoda; Insecta; Lepidoptera; Nymphalidae
Gene: GCS1
Product: mannosyl-oligosaccharide glucosidase
Exons: 16
Coding region: 101-2527 (808 amino acids)
Biological process (GO): oligosaccharide metabolic process; protein N-linked glycosylation
Cellular component (GO): endoplasmic reticulum membrane
Molecular function (GO): Glc3Man9GlcNAc2 oligosaccharide glucosidase activity
Source: RefSeq, a predicted model, not a curated record